AUGCUAUCAUCAGGCAGGCAGGUCCGGUCCUCGGUGCAGUUGUGCAAAGCUCACCCGUCUGUAAACUCCGUCCAAAAACGCCAAGGCGUCAAGGCAGCCGCGGCUUUGUGGGGUCUCCGCUCCGCUCCCUACCAGACCUCCCCCUCCUUGGGUUUUUCUCCUUCUCUUCCUACGACCUUCUUCUUCGUGCUCGACCACGAAGCUCAAGAUCUGCCGGAAAUGGCGCACUUUCUAAGAGCCAAGCAGGCUGGCAUCCAGAAGGAUUUCUCAGACGGCCUGUCGCCGGAUCUGUUCGCUCUCGACGAUUUUGCCCGCUACGGCGUCAAUUCCCAGAUCAGUGCUAUCGCAUACGACCCCGUCCAGUCCCUCCUUGCCGUCGGUACCAGCGAUACACAGUUUGGAAGUGGGCAGAUCUAUGUUUUCGGCCAGCGUCGGGUGUCGGUCACCUUCUCGCUCCCCCGAAAGGCGUCGGCCAAGUUCCUCCAGUUUUGCGCCAACAAACUCAUAAGCGUGGACUCCAAGAGCGAAAUCUCGGUCUAUUCGCUGGAGACGCGACAAACCCUCUUCUCUUAUGCUCCCCCGAACCAUGUCAGCGCGGUAUUGACCGACCCCAGCCUGGACUAUGCAUUCAUCGGUUUACAAAAUGGUGACAUCAUCGCCUACGACCUCGAUCGCGAGUCCCUGACGCCAUUUAAAAUCCCCAACCUUUGGGCCUCGCGCAACCCGAGAGCUCGAUUUUGCCCCGUCCUUGCGUUAUCCUUCUCACCUCGCGAUAUUGGAAAGAUACUUGUUGGAUAUCCCGAAGGUGCUGUGACGUUCUCUUUCAAACAGAACAUCGCACAGAAAUACUUUGAAUAUGAGGUUCCGCAAGGUGCCUUCGGUGGAAACGGCGAGGUCCCGGCACACGAACCGCGCAGGCCGAGGUUGACCCAGGCCCUGUGGCAUCCGAAUGGGAUUUUCAUCUUGACUGUUCAUGACGAUAACAGUCUUGUCUUUUGGGAUACGAAGGAUGGCCGUAGAAUCAUGGCUAGGUCGAUUCAAGAUGCGAACAUCGACCAGCCGGGCGCUGGCCCAGAACGACCACUCUCAUCCGGCGGUGCUGUUGGUCUGAAGGACCCUAUCUCCCGUGUUGCUUGGUGUGUCAAGGAGAAUGGCGAUGACAGCGGGCUGUUGAUCGCAGGUGGCCGCCCCAAGGCCGAGUCCAACAAAGGACUUACGUUCUUAGAUCUGGGCCCGACUCCCAAUUAUCAGACGUCAUCCUGGGCUAUUCUUUCUCGGUAUUUCGAGACUCCACGACAGAUCAUGAACCUCCCAACUCCACCGGGUGCGGAGGUUGUUGAUUUUUGUCUUAUCCCGCGCGCCUCGCCUUACUACGCUGGCUGUCAUGACCCCAUUGCCCUGAUCUCUCUACUCUCCUCGGGAGAAUUGAUUACUAUGAGUUUCCCAAGUGGCCACCCGAUCACCCCUACGAAUAUGCUGCAUCCCUCCCUUUCAUUUGUUCAUCCUUUCGUCAAUAAAAUGGUUCUGACGCCAGUGGACCGCUCUGCUUGGUUGGGUUUGAAGGAGAGGCGAUCGCAAGGACCAAAGUUCCUUCUCGGGGGCGCUGAAGCGCACAAGACCCUCAAGCGAUUUGAACAUCGCAGCGUAAUCACAACGGCACAUGCAGACGGCACUGUUCGUCUGUGGGACGUGGGUCAUGACGACGAGAUUGAAAAUGGCGACGUCAUUCAGGUGGACUUGGCUCGUGCUGUUGGCCGAGUCGCAGGUAUUGAAGUCACUGAGAUGGCCCUGGGUGGCUCAACUGGCGAGCUGUCGGUUGGCCUCCGGACCGGCGAGGUUGUUAUAUUCAGAUGGGGCAACAACCGAAGCUUUGGCAACGAGGGACCCUCCGGGACCAACGAAGGGGCAGGAAAAUUGACCAACAUCACUCACCGGACCGAUCCUGGACUCAAACAAGGAAUUCUCCCUCUGACGCUCUUGAACAUGCAGCAAGGUCCAGUCACUGCUUUGAAACACAGCCAGGUUGGUUUCGUCGCGGCGGGCUUUGAAGGUGGCAGCUUGGCCAUCAUUGAUUUGCGCGGGCCAGCAGUCAUUCACACUGCACAUCUUUCGGAGCUUACGAAGCCCAGCAAACGGAGUAGUUUCCUCAAGUCUCGUUCUCCCGAGCAAGCGCCCCCGGAAUGGCCUACGAGCAUUGAAUUCGGUGUAAUGACAUUGGAGGGCGAGGACUAUUCUAGCAUUUGCUGCUUUGUUGGCACGAACCGAGGAAAUUUCGCUACCUUUAAGAUUCUUCCGGCCAGCAAUGGAGCUUAUGAGGCUUCGUUUGCUGGGUCAAUCCCAUUAGAUGAUAGAGUCAUCAAGAUUAAUCCCAUUGAUGCAGAAAGUGGCGAGCUCGCCUUAGCUACUCCGAAUGCGGUUUCUGGUCUGAGGAAUGGCAAUAGAACCAACGGCGUUGUCCUCGCUGUGACUGUUUCUGGCUGCCGGAUCUUCAAACCUGCGACAUCCAAGGGCGCCCAUAAGUCUUGGGAUGAUUUUCUGUGUGAUUCGGCUGCCGUGGUCAAGACCGAAGGUCGAGGCACUAGCUUGGUUGGACUAUUUGGCGACGGAAACACGCGAGCUUUCUCCAUUCCAGGGCUCAAAGAGAUUGGGUGCAGCGCCAUCAACAACAUGGUGGAUAUGAGACGCCUAUCGGAUUCCACUGUUUCUUCCAACGGAACGGCCCUUGUUUGGACGGGCCCUUCUGAGAUAGGGUUGUUUAGCGUGUGGGGAUCUGGGAUCCCGCUGUAUGAGGCCCCUUAUAUAUUAACAUUUGUUCCGACGACCGACCGGAUGCUGAUGGCUUAUCUAGGAAACGUUCGGAGGACCAACUUUUCAAUGUCCAAGCUGUCAUUCCCCCACGGCCUACUAUCACAAACAUCCAGUGGAUAUCUGGUACCCAAUACAUUUCUCCUGCGGAUAUGGACAUCCUUAUCGGAGGUCCCGAUCGUCCUCUGUCCAAACGGAUGCAGGAGCAGAUGCGCCUCGAUGACCAGGAAAGGCGACGAACGGAGAGGGAAGGAAGGUCCGCAGCCAACCAAGCUCCGCAAGGUAGUGAAGAGGGGUACUUCUCCUACAUGCAGCGCCAAGUGCAAGAGCGCACCGAAAGAAUUGGAACGGCCGGAGACCAUAUGGAACGUUUGGAGGAAAGCAGCAGUGGCUGGGCCCGUGACGUCAACAAGUUUGUGUCGAAUCAGAAGAAGAAAGCCGUCCUUGGUGUAUUGGGAUCUAAAUUUGGGUUGUAAUCUUGCCCGAGUGUCGCUAUUCUACCUUUCUACCUAGCGCCUAAUAUAUCCCAAGCCCUACUCUACCCCUUAAUACAAUUAUGGGAAAUGUCCAUGUUCUAACGAUUUGAGAAAACAAAAAAUAACUUAUCUUCCGCUACAUACCCCUACUUUGCUGGCGUUGGUUCUGUCUCGUUGAAUGUGUAAUCUUUGUCCUUU
Aspergillus melleus is the source of this 3479-nucleotide messenger RNA. It is a transcript of the gene SRO7, whose product is annotated as putative SNARE-dependent exocytosis protein (Sro7). The record is from RefSeq and is a predicted model, not a curated record. The transcript is spliced from 7 exons. Gene Ontology annotation, biological process: regulation of protein secretion; regulation of exocytosis; establishment of cell polarity. The coding region runs from base 1 to 3318 and encodes 1105 amino acids. Gene Ontology annotation, cellular component: plasma membrane; cytoplasm. NCBI's taxonomy places the organism in Eukaryota, Fungi, Ascomycota, Eurotiomycetes, Eurotiales, Aspergillaceae. Gene Ontology annotation, molecular function: myosin II binding; GTPase activator activity; syntaxin binding.